UCAACACCUGCUCUCAAUAUCUCUCCUGCCCCUGAUUUUGCCAUUAGUCUACCCUGUUAUACUCUCAUGUUCUACCCAAUAACCUAAUUACUUUCCAAUAAAUUGCAGACAUCUCUCUUUGACACUUGAAGGCGCCAUGUCCAUGCACAUGGAAGGAAAGACUACGUUUUAAUGAAGAUCAAGUUCAAGAAACCUGACAAGUUGUAAACCCUCAAACUAACAAGCUGCACUAUCCUUGCCACGUCUCUACACAAGCCAACAUUUAGUAGGAGUGUUUUGAUUGGACGAGACAGAUCAGCCUCGCACCCCGAGCUGUGCCAUUACGCGCAGGAGAGCGCGCACGUGCCCUCUGGACUGCAGCCGCGCGCAGGUGACUCGAGAGGACCCCACUGAGGACGGCAGUGAAACACGAGCUCCUGUGUAGGCUACAUCGGAGCAUUCUCACCAUGGCCACUGCACCCUGAGGGGAGAUGGAUUUGGAUCUGGAUUUUGGAGAGGUGAUGGGUGAGAACGGGUCGAGCUGUUUGUCCCGGAAUGAGAGCGACCGCCGGUUGCAUGCUUCUUCCGCCGGGUUGUCCACUGCGCUGGCCAGCGUGCUGAUCUUCACCAUCAUAGUUGACAUCCUGGGCAAUGUCCUGGUCAUCCUGUCCGUGUACAGGAACAAAAAGCUCAGGAAUGCAGGCAACAUCUUUGUGGUGAGUCUGUCAGUAGCAGACCUGGUGGUUGCUUUGUACCCCUACCCUCUGGUCCUGACCGCCAUUUUCCAUGAUGAUUGGACCAUGGGUGACCUACACUGCCAGGCAAGUGGCUUCAUCAUGGGCCUGAGCGUCAUCGGCUCCAUCUUCAACAUCACGGCAAUCGCAAUCAACCGGUACUGCUACAUUUGCCACAGCCUCCACUACGACCGGCUGUACAGUCUGAGGAACACCUGCUGCUACGUGGGCCUCACCUGGUUCUUCACCGCACUCGCCACGGUGCCCAACUUCUUUGUCGGCUCGCUGCAGUAUGACCCACGUGUCUACUCCUGCACCUUCGCCCAGACGGUCAGCUCGUACUACACCAUCUCAGUGGUGGUCAUCCACUUUCUGAUCCCGCUGCUGGUGGUGUCCUACUGCUACAUGAGGAUAUGGGUGCUGGUGAUUCAAGUGAAACAUCGGGUUAAACCGGAGCAAAGGACCAAACUGAAACCCAGUGAUGUGAGGAACUUCCUGACUAUGUUUAUGGUGUUUGUGUUGUUUGCCGUGUGCUGGGCUCCACUGAACCUCAUAGGCCUCGCAGUAGCUAUAAACCCAGUGAACGUUGCGCCCAACAUACCUGAGUGGCUCUUUGUCACAAGCUACUUCAUGGCCUACUUCAACAGCUGCCUCAACGCUGUCAUAUAUGGACUGCUAAACCAAAACUUCCGCAAAGAAUACAAGACAAUUCUUCUUGCUCUUUGCAUCCCACGUUUGCUCCUCAUGGAGACCUCCAGGUGUGCCACAGAGGGACUGAAGAGUAAGCCUUCGCCGGCUUAUACAAACAAUAAUGUGGCGGAGAUAAAUGUAUAAUCUUGAUGUUUUACUGGGAAACUAAGAUUAUGUUUCUUUGGAUCCCCAUUGUGGAUUCGUGCCAUAUUUCACCCAGUGCCUUUCAUAAGACUUUUAUGAUUUUCUAGUUAUAAGGAUGUAAUCGUGUUUUCGUUUUCACCAUUUCAGAGACAUUAUCCCCUCAUGUUAAGAGAAAAACAAUCAAUUUCAUCACCGGUACACUGCGCUCUCUUUGCAAAAAUUUAAAGACGGACCACCUGGUUCAUAAGCAAGAAAAAAUAUCGAGGUAACUAGUCAGUAUUUGUCCAAAACAUUCAGAGAUUCAGUCACUACAAACCGGAUAGCUUAUUAUUUGGACAGGGGACUUCCACAUCCCAGCAUCUGUACAUCAU
This is a messenger RNA of Anoplopoma fimbria (sablefish), 1918 nucleotides long. It is a transcript of the gene mtnr1c, whose product is annotated as melatonin receptor 1C. The transcript is spliced from 5 exons. The record is from RefSeq and is a predicted model, not a curated record. Gene Ontology annotation, cellular component: membrane. Lineage: Eukaryota; Metazoa; Chordata; Actinopteri; Perciformes; Anoplopomatidae. Bases 471 to 1547 code for a protein of 358 amino acids. Gene Ontology annotation, molecular function: melatonin receptor activity. Gene Ontology annotation, biological process: G protein-coupled receptor signaling pathway.